AUGUCAAAUUACUUUAACGUAUUACAACAAGAUGAAGAUGAUGAUUUUGUAAACAUUGUAGAUGAAUCAUCAAUCGAACAACAAAAGUUAAACAUUAUUGAAAAGGAAAAGGAAGCAGCUGCUGAAAAGGAGGAUGCUACUACCUCGGAUAAUGUUCCAACUACUACCGCCACUACCAAUGCCACCCCAACCAACACUACUACUACAACAACAUCAGAUGAAGAACAAGUAACAGAAUCAUUCCCUUACAAACCAACUAAGAGACAAGAUUUACAAUUCGAUGUACAAUUUGACUUUUCAGCAGAGUACAAUGAAGAAGAAUCGGCCAAAGAAUUCACUCAACCAUGGGUAGUAUUCUUUGACAAGAAGAACAAAGAAAAAAUCACUCCAGCACCCGCAAACCCAGGAGAAAACGAUCAAUAUCUUCAAAAUAUUAAAAAGAUUGGAACAUUUAACACUUUAAAUAGUUUAAAGGAAUUAUGGAAAGGUUUAUCAUCACCAGUUGACUCUAAUAUCAGUAUCUUUAAGGAAGGUAUUGAACCAGCUUGGGAAGAUGUAAAGAAUAAGGAUGGUGGAAAAUAUUCUGUAAAUUAUAUGAAAGAUCAUCCAGAAUUUUCAAGAGUAUUAAAUAAUUGGUUUUCUUUAUUAACUACAAUUGUACAAGAAUCAAAAUGGGAACAUUAUAGUCAAACUAAUGGUAUUGUUUUAUCAUUUAGAAGUUGGGGUGUUAGUAUUAAUCUUUGGAAUGAUAAUUCAGACAAUCAAGAUGCUGUUCAAGCUCUCAAAGAUACCAUUCAAAAUAUAUUAAAGGUUAAAUAUGCCAAAUUCUCUUCUCAUAAUAAUACAAUUUUCUUAAAAACAUUAAAAAAGAAUGAUGAAAAGAAGAAAAAGACAAACAAAAUGUAUGGAAAGAUUGAUCACAAUUCAAAUUUCCAAUCCUAUAUGCAAUCUAAUAACUUACAGGUAGAGGAUGGAUGGAGUAUUGUUGGUUCAUCGGUCAGCCAAAACAAGAACCCAUGGUCAUCGACAAACCCAGCCCGUAAGAUCAAGCCAAUGCAAUCGUCAUCUGAUGACUUGAGAACUCGUAGAGACCAACAAAUCGCUCGUGAAAUGCAAAUUGCCAAGGAAAUGCAAUUGUCCAAGGAGUCUCUAUCAAAUACUACCUCGUCGUCGUCGUCGUCAUCGUCUGAACCAGUCCCAGAGAUUCCACAAGGUGUUAAUGCCUGGUCUACUGGUAUCCUCUUUGGAAAGGGUCCAUCUGACAAGUCUGAACAAACUGUCCCAGAAACUACCACUACCACCUCCACUACCUCUGUUCCAUCAUCCAAGAUUGUUGAACAACAACCAGCUUGGGGUGCAGUCAAGAAUGUCGACUGGCAAAGAGAGAUUGAAGAAGGUGAGAUUGUCGAGGAUGACUCAAUUGUCAUUAUUGCCAAGUCAGAGGAAGACAAGCCAGCUGCUGCUGCUGUCGACGUCCAACCAGUUGUUGUUGCUGCUGAAAAACCAAAGGUCAAUGCUUGGGCCACCGGUCUUUUCUUGACUCAAACCAAGCCAGAGGUUGAUACCACCAUCAAGGUUAUCAGACAUGAACCAACCCCACAACCACAAACAGUCAAACAACAAGAGUUGGAAGAAGGAGAGAUUGUAGAAGAACAAGUUGCUGUUGUUCCAGAAAAGGUUGAAAAGAAAAAGACAGUCGAAAAGAAGGAACCAAAGAAAUCUAACAACAACAAAAAGGAAGAAAAGACAAUUGUUGAAAAGAAGGAUGAAAAGAAAAAGGAUGAAGCUUUCUGGGAGCAAGAUAACAACAAAAACAACAAUAAUGAAAAGAAGGAGGAAAUCGAUCCAGAACUCCCACCACUUCCAACCAAGAAGCCAGAUAGAGAAGCUGAGCGUAAAAAGGAGAGAAGAAACAGAUUCAUCGUUCCACAAGUUUCAUUGUGGGAAAAGAAUGAUGUUCUCAAGAUGAUGGAGACUGUUCAAGAGCAAAAGCAAGAGGAAGAACAUAUUGCCACCACCACUGCUGCUGCUACUGUUGUUGUCGCUCCAGUUGCCAUUCAAGAAAGAGUUGUCAUCUCUAUCAAGCCAAAGACUGAAGAGAAAAAGAUUGCCAUCGAGACACGCAAGCCAACCGAAGAGUGGAUCGAAGCCGACAAACCAAAGAAGAAGAAGCAAGUCGAAGAAGAAACUACCGAACAAGACAACAAUACUGCUGAAAAGGUAGUUGAAAAGAAGGUCGAAAAGAAAAAGAUUGAAAAGGUUGUCAUUACUCCAACUCCAACCAAUAUCAAGAACAAAAAUAUUUUAUCAGCCUUGGAGGUUGAAGCACCGCUAGUUGUUACUCCAAAAAAGAACAAGUCUAAUCAAACUACAGCAGUACCAGUUCCAGUUACAACUCAAAAUACUACCACCACGCAAUCAAAUAAUAACAAUAAUUCACAACCACAAGUUAAAAAGACUAAUACUUCAACAACAACAACAACCACCAACAACACUACUACUGCUGCUGCUGUCGCGAAGAAACCAACCACCACUACCAACGCCCCUGUCACUACUACCGCCACUACCAAAAAGACUAACAACAAUACCAACAACAAAUCAGUUACCAAGGCAACUAAUACUACAACAACUACCACUACCAAAUCAACAUCCAAAUCCAAAACCCCAUCCGCCAUUGAAACCAUUUUUACUCCUUCACUCAUUAUGAACCUUGGUAUUGUAUUUGUUGUUUUAUUACUUGGAUUUAUUCUUAAAUAUCUAUUUUCCAAUUAA
Messenger RNA from Cavenderia fasciculata, 2772 nucleotides. Its product is annotated as eukaryotic translation initiation factor 4E family protein. Gene Ontology annotation, molecular function: RNA binding; translation initiation factor activity. The coding region runs from base 1 to 2772 and encodes 923 amino acids. Gene Ontology annotation, biological process: translational initiation. The record is from RefSeq and is a predicted model, not a curated record. NCBI's taxonomy places the organism in Eukaryota, Evosea, Eumycetozoa, Acytosteliales, Cavenderiaceae. The transcript is spliced from 6 exons.